This is a messenger RNA of Sander lucioperca (pikeperch), 3941 nucleotides long. RefSeq lists its product as uncharacterized. The record is from RefSeq and is a predicted model, not a curated record. Bases 296 to 2041 code for a protein of 581 amino acids. The transcript has 5 exons. NCBI's taxonomy places the organism in Eukaryota, Metazoa, Chordata, Actinopteri, Perciformes, Percidae.
GCAGCCCAGCCCCUCACUCGCCCUUGCUCUUCCUGAAUGGACGAUCACGCUGCCUGCGGUCCACGCCUCCCUGUCAGACUGUCUCAUCCUCUGCUCUGAGUCUACAGUACCUCUUUAUCAAUAACUCGCUGCAGCCUCUCGGUACUUUAUUGCGCGGUGAUUGAAUCCAGCUCAAUUUGUGCGCCGCCGCUUGAAGUAAAUCAGCGCUUACACAACGGUCCAGUCUUUCUGACCCACCGGCUCCUUGAAUAACACCUCUCUGCCUGGCUGGAACAUUGUGUCCUUUGUGGGGAAGAUGACUGCAAAGCAUCGAAGAGGGAAAGGCAACCACAAACAUGAAGAUAACUUUUUCAAAAAUGAAGUUACGGAAUCAGAAGUUCGCACAGGAGUGGAUAAUCACGCUCUCCACUUGGUUUUAUUUCUGCUGAUUGUAAUUGGCGGUGCCACUGGCGCAUGGUUCUGUUUCCAGCAGCACCAAACUUUAACCUACUUAACAGACAAUCUCAUGGGCAUGCAGAUGAAAAUAGUCAAACUACAGUCCUCCCACGAAGAAAUGCGACAGUCAAGUAGUGAGCACGUUUCAGAGAGCCUGGAGACCCGCCUGAAUGCCCUGGAGGACUCUUAUGCUUUGGCCCAGAAACAGGUGGGCAUGGCCUUGGCUACAGCUGAACAGCUCAAGGCGUCUGACCUACCCGCUCAGGUGAUUUCACUCCACACAGAGAUGAAAGCCCGCCUGGCAGAGAUGCAGCAGGCCACGGUGUCUCUGGAGCAGCUGAGCCAGCUGCAGACCAUGCUGAAGGGGAAGAGUGAGGAGUUUGAGGGUGUCAGGAUUCAUGUGGAGGGCCUGGCCACACUGAGCGCUGAGCUAUCCCAGAAGGUUGAGGUCUUGACAGGGAGCGUGGGAGAAGCGGAAUCAAAGCUGGAGGACAGAGUUGGACAGGUUGCCACGCUGAGUGCCACCCUGGACGGACAGGCCGCCGAGGUGCUCCGACUGAAGGAGCAGCUGGACACCUACCAGGCUCAGCUUGAGGCCAGCACACUGGAGAUGGCUACCGUCAGAGCGCUGCUUGAGAGUGAACUGUCCCAGCGGCUCCAGCAGGCCAGUGUGGAGGAGCAGCUCAAUACGCCGGUAGGACAGACGGAGGAAGAGACAGCUUCCGCAGCCGAAGAAAAGGAAGCCCCUGCAGCUGAGGAAGAGGAAGCCCCUGCACCUGAGGAAGAGGCUGCUCCUGCAGCUGAAGAAGAAGCUGCUCCUAUACCUGAAGCAGAGGCUGCUCUCGCAGCCGAAGAAGAGGCAGCUGCAGCAGCCGAAGAAGAGGCAGCUGCAGCAGCCGAAGAAGAAGAAGAAGCUGCAGCAGCCGAAGAAGAAGCUGCAGCAGCCGAAGAAGAGGAAGCUGCAGCAGCCGAAGAAGAGGAAGCUGCUGCAGCAGCCGAAGAAGAGGAAGCUGCUGCAGCAGCCGAAGAAGAGGAAGCUGCUGCAGCAGCCGAAGAAGAGGAAGCUGCUGCAGCAGCCGAAGAAGAGGAAGCUCCUGCAGCUGAAGAAGAGGAAGCUCCUGCAGCUGAAGAAGAGGCAGCUGCAACAGCUGAAGAAGAGGCAGCUCCUGCAGAUGUAGAACAAGAGGCAUCCAACCCAGAAGAAGAGGCAGAGGCAGAUGAAGGAGCAGAGGCCAGUGAAGGAAAGGCAGCUGCACAGGAUGAAGCUGGUGUGGAGCAGGAGGACUCUGUGACAGAGGAAACGGCUCCUGCAGAGGAGGUGGAGGCAGUAGAGGAGGAUCAGACAGAGCAGGACGAGUCGGUUGCUUUAUCAGAAAAGACAGCAGAGGGGGAACAAAGUGAAGAAGAGCCUGAAGAGGAGAACCACAAAGCAGAGGAGGAGGAGGAGGAGGAGGAAGAGGAAGAGGCAGUGUCUGAAGGAGAGAAUGGACUGGGAGGGGAGGAAGUGUCAGAAGAGGAGCAGCAGCAGGAUAUAGCAGCUGAAGAGGAGGCUGAUGAAGAAAGAGAGGAGCCAUUAGAAAAUUAUGCUUUACCAGAGGAUGAAUAGUACAAGUCACCAGAAAGGGAUUCUUUUCCACACCGGACAUAUCCACCAAGGAGAAUUGAAUCUUUCUCAGUCUAAAAUCACAGUCUUCAAUGACAAAUACCGUAUGAAAGCAUUAUUGAUUGCUGUUGUUUAGGUGCAGUAUUCAUUAUGUGGUUGCUCUUUUAAAGGCAGACGUCAGUUAGAAGAAAUCAGUCGCUACAUGCUGGAGUUCAAGCUGAAUCCUGUGCCUCAAAAUAUGACAUGGCUGUUAAGUUAUGUAGGAGAUGAGAAAUUCAGGGUUUACCUGCCAAUAACAACCUCAAAAGCCUUAAAAGAACUGUCUUUCUAUGGAGCAUUUUCCACUCUUGAUAACUCGCCCCUUUAAAAAAAAAAAAAAUCUAAAAGGUUAGGUUCUGAACUAAACUGGAAAACUAUAAAGCCAAUGACAUAACAGCAAGCAAAUGCAAAAGCAUUUUCAUUAAUGCACUUGAAGCCAUAAGUAAUGCCUGUCUUGGUGACAUUAAAUGUCUUUGUCACUGCCUGAAAUGUAUCCUGAGAAUUUUAGAAGGGAAAAAAAAAACAGUUGCAAUAACUGGAUGUAUCCCAGUUGUUUACACAGCCAACUAAAGUGCUAGCAAAAAAAGCAUCUUUGAUUCCAGAAUAUUUUUUAAAGUAUAGGACAAACUGUAGUUGAUAGUUGUUGUUUUUUUUUUUUUACUUUUAAAAGUACAUAUGUGUUUCAGUUCUUUAAAACUUGCUUUUAUCUAGCACUUUUUUAACUGAUUACAAUUCCACUCAAACCUACAGUAAACACCUGUAGCAUUGUAAGAUACCCUGGUCUAACAGUCCUCUACCAAGAACUGUUUCAGCAAUAUCAUUCUACUGCUUUAAUACUUUUAAUUUGAUCAUUUUAAUUUGAAUGUACACAAUUAUGUCAGUUCAGACUUUGCAUCAUUUAGUGCUGUUGUGGGUCUUACAAAUAACUAUGCAUAUUCUAUGCAAUAUUUAAUAAGCAGUUGUUUGAAACUUUCAACUACUUUUUCAAGAGUUUAGUAAAGGACCUCAGGGACAAAUUGCUCUCCAGAUAGAUGGAAAACUAUUACACUACUACAGCUAAAGCAUUAAAAUGCCACCCUGGAAACUGAUUACAUUAAAAAAACCUGUCCUUUAACUAAACCGUACCAACAUUUCACUGUUGAUAACUUGAAUCAAAGUGCAGGUCAGUGCAAGAAUUCAUAAAAACAGUUGAACAGUAGCCAAAAUACACAGGUUCCAGCUCGACUAUGAACCAAACAGAAGGACUUCUUUACACCACAGAGUCAUGUUAGGUGUUUUAGCUUUAGGGUACGCAGAAAAGGAGUUUCCCAGCAGGACACUAACCCUAAACAUGGAUCGAAACAAUUCCAGGACUGAAGGAGGAGCGAGGAGUGCCGGUGUUAAUGGCUCCACAGUCACCUGAUCUCAACCCUGCUGUACAGUACCUGCACGGGUCUGGGAAUAUUAGAAACAAUGCGCACAACAUCCGGUCAGAACCCAAGACUGUUUCUCCAAAAUGCUCGGAAGACAACUGGAAUAAUGUGAAUUCUCAAAUAAUGCCGAAACAAUGUGCAAGCUGUGAUUAGGGCAAAUAGUAGACAUAGCAGUUAUUAAUAAUAUCAAAUAUAUUGUUGUGAAAAUGACCUCUUUGGAGACAUGACAAAUGUUUGUGUAUUCAUGCUUCACAGAUGGUAAAUAAGUUUCUGAUAAGUGGAUUCAACAGAGUUCUUGGUAGUAUAGUAAUACUUUGGCACCACUGUUCAUUUUACUAAGACUUUUCACUUGUACAAAAUGCACUGUUUUUGCCAAUGCAUUAGUUACUGUCAGUAUGACAUACUCACGUUGUCAUGUUUUUAAAAUAAACCCUGGUUCUUUCACUUUUGUA